Molecule: messenger RNA, 3411 nt
Organism: Microplitis demolitor
Lineage: Eukaryota; Metazoa; Arthropoda; Insecta; Hymenoptera; Braconidae
Exons: 5
Coding region: 57-1442 (461 amino acids)
Biological process (GO): cilium assembly
Cellular component (GO): ciliary transition zone
Source: RefSeq, a predicted model, not a curated record
UAAUGUGUAAUUGUUAGUUCAAUAUAAUUCAACAUUAAAAUAAUAUUUCUCCAUGAAUGGACCACAAAAAACAUUCACAAAAGCGUUUACGCUCAAGUAAAAGCUCAGAAGUAAUAAAAGAAUCAUUAACUCUGGAUAAUAAUAUUGAUAAUUACUAUACUGAAAAUAAUAAUUCAAAGUCUUUGAAAAGUCCAAGAGAAUUAUCAUCAAGGUAUUUAAAUUCAACGAGUCUAAGUGGAAGCAUAAAUAAAAAUAUUGUUAACGAUGACUCUGACAAUGAAGAAAGUAUUAACAAGAUUCCAAACGCGAAACAGUAUUACAGAAGAGACUCAUCUAGUUCAGAAGAAACCAACAAAAAUAAUUCCGAUGAUGAUGUUCACAAAAGGAAAAUCAAACAAACUGAUAAGAUAUUAUCUAGGCAAGAAAAACGACGUAAAAAAACAUCACAGAGGCGGAUGCAUCAUCAACGAGAAGAAAAACGUAUUUCGACGGCUCGGAAUGACAAUGAAGAAAACAUUGACGAGGAUCGGGCUUCUUUAAAACAAGACCAUCUUUCAAUGGCAACUAAAAAAUAUUCAAAACGGUCAAGAGCAAGAUCUCGCAGUAGCAAAGGAGAAAGAAGAAGAAGAGAUGAAGGAAGAAGAGAAGAACAAGAAGAUGUACACAGCAAUGAAUUGCCAAUAACAGAAUUUUUACGACAAGCUCAAGAAAACUCACGAGCACAAUAUGAAGAGCCUGUCCCUUUGCCCCAAUUGCGUACAGAUACUAUUUAUGUGCAAGGCAGAAAUCGUUUUAGUGCCGUUAAAAUUCCUAUGGAACGUUCUAGUCGAGGUCGCCGAGGUCCUGAUACAGAUGAAACUACUAUGUAUCCGAUUAAAAUUGCAAUAUUGGCGCAGAAGGCUUGGAAGAAUGCUGGAUUUAUUUAUCAAGGUCUUCUUGCUGGAAUGGCAUUUAUGCAUUUUAUUUUUGUUCAAACAUAUUUUAAAGCUUCGAAAAAAUCCGUUGAGGAUUAUUCAAUUAUUGCUGAAAUAUAUACAAAUUUAUUUUCAUUUUUUUUGGUAAUGUGUAUUAUUGCUGCUUUUGAUAGAUUUGACUUGGCGCAUUUUGAUAUAGAACAUUUCAGAGAAAUAUAUAAUAAUUAUGCUAAAGCUAUUGCAGUAAUCCCAUUAUAUAUUGCAGUAUUUUGUCUGCAUCAAGCGACAAUGAAAUUUGAUGACAAAUUGUCAUUAAUUAAUUACACAACAAAUACUACUAGUUUAACUAAUGAAAAUGUAACGAUGACUAUCAGUGAUGAAGAACUCAACAAUUGGACAGCAAUAACGUUAACUAAAGACGGAAUGGUUGUUGCUGCUUGGCUUUUUGUUUCAUUGGGUCCCCAAAGCGAUAUGCUUUUAACUCACCUUCAGUCAUUAGAAAAAUAUCAUGGCAGUGAUUAUUAUUAGGAUAGAUAUACAUAUAUAUUUGUUAAUAAAGGAUUGUAAUUAAAUGAGAAUAAUUAAAGUUAACAUGUACGAUUAUUAUUUUAUCGUCGGAAAAAUUUAUGUACUUAGUAAUUUGCAGUACAAUAACUAUAAUACAAAAGAUUACUAAUAGUAAAUGGGUAUUUAAAUGACAAUUUUAUAACUAUUAACUACAGAUGAAUUACAAUUUUUCGUUAAAUCAAAGUAAGACUGUAAAAAAUAAUAAUCAACAAUAAGACGUGAUAGUAAUAUAAAACAAGAGAAGGAAAAUAAAAUAAUAUUUAACAAAAUAAUUAGCAUUUUUUUUUUUUUUUUUUUUUUUUAUAGUUUUUGUUUAGAGUCAGUCGAUUCGCAAUACAAUUAGGUCACGCUCAUCGGUUAAUUACCGAUAACUUUUACACUUUCGCACCAUAACUAAUAUAUAUUUAUGUAUAGAAUAACUUCAGGUAUUGUAUGUAUAUAAUAUACUUUGUUAUUACAUAUAAUUAAAUACUUUUAUGGGUAGCGUUGACAAAUAAGUAUUUGCCAAUAAUUCAUCACCUCUAAAUAUCCCGUAUCCACUGAUCAUAUUUAUUAAAUUAUUUAUUUAUCUUGUCAACAAUUAUCUUUAUCUUAAUUAUCUUCAAAGUAAUUUAUUUAGUUCAAUAACAAAUUUUUCUUUUUAUACAAGGGUAUUUUCAGACAGUGUCCCCACCUCUAAUUUUUAAAUUUAUUCAAUAAUUUUUAACUGUCAUAACCGUAGGUAAAUUUAAUUAAUCAAUUAAAGAAAGUUAAGUCAUUAAUGAAAAAAGGAAAACGUUUAGAAAAAAAGGAUUUUUUGGCGCAAAAAAUAUUGUGUACUCGAUUAAAGACAAAAAUUUUCUCGACACAAAAAUUCUUUUCCCGCUUCAAAAAAUAUUUUUUUACUCCAAGAAAAUUUUUGUCUUUAACUCAAUGCAAAAAAAUUUCUUGGGGCAAAUGAAAAAUUUCUUGGGUUGAAUAAAAAAUUUCUUGAUGCAAGAACUGUUUUCCUGACUAAAAAAAAAUUUUCUUAUUUCAAGAAAAUUUUUUCACUCCCUAUGAAAAUUUUUGUCUUCAACUCAGGGUAAAAAAAAUUUCUUGAGAGGUAAAAAUUUUUUGCGCUAAAAAAUCAUUUUUUUUUGUGUAAUUAAAAUUUCAAAUUAAAAAAAAAAACAAAAAUUACUUACUAUUGUGAUCAAUUAGAAUUUAAACGAAAUUUUUAAUCUAAAUUUCAGAAAAAAAUUUAUAUCCAUUUCAUAAUUCGAAUUUUAAAGUUUCGUAGAUUAAAAUUUAUUUACCAAAUUUCAUAUGACUCCUAAUUAAUAAUAACUAUAAUUAAUUUUUUAAAAUCUAUAUCUCGUUGAAAUCGCAACUACGUUUAUUUUUUUCAAUUAAUGCUUUAAUUUAUUUUAAUUAAUUUAUAAAAAUUUAAUACCGUUGAGAAAGUCAUUAGACAUUUUCAAAAAGUGGGUAUUGUCUGAGAAUGCCCUUAAUGGACAUUGUUCAAUUUUUAAUUGAUAUUUAUUUAAAUUAUUAAAUUAUGAUAUAUUUAAACAUCAUUAGAUUAUAAUAAAAAUAUUUAAUUUUAUAAAAUUAUAUUAGUAAUUUUAAUUUUAAAUUCUAUUAGAUAUUUAGCCAAUUAAUAUAUGUAUAUUUAUAUGUAAAUAUUUAAAAGAUUCAAAUUACAACUUAAUUUAAAUGAUUACUAAUUAAAAUGUCAGCUUCAACGGGUGUUUUAUUUAUUCAUUUAUUUAUUUUGCUCACACGGUCAUACGCGAUGUUUAAAUAUCAACUUUUUAAUAAAUUUUAUUAUAUUAUUAUAUUACUUUUGGCAGGAAUGUUAUAACUAUAUUUUUCGCAGUUGCAUAGAGCUCAUAGCAAUAAUAAUAUUAAUAAUAAUAAUAAUAAUAAUAGUAAUAAUAAUAAUAAUAAUAAUAAUAAAAUAUGAAUA